AUGUCAGUUGAAAAGAAAUUAGACGAUUUGUCUAUCCAAGAAAACCCAGCAGCACCAAUUGCUAAAGAAGCAGCACCAGCCACCACCGAAACUACCAAGAAACCAGCAGAAGGUGAAGAAGUCAUUUUGGGUGAAGAUGGUCAACCAUUAUCCAAGAAAGCCUUGAAGAAAUUAUUGAAGGAAAAGGAAAAGGCUGCCAAGAAAGCCGAAAGAGAAGCCCAAUUAGCUAAAGAAAAAGCUGCUAGAGAAGCUGAAGCUGCCAAUGAUCCAGCUAAAGAAAAUUAUGGUAAAUUACCACUUAUAAACUCCUCUUCAAGAAAUGCUGAUGAAAAACGUAUUCAAAUUAAAGAUUUAUCUACUGCCAAUGAUGGUGACAAUGUUAUUUUCAGAGCCAGAGUUCACAAAACCAGACAACAAGGUGCCACUAUGGUUUUCUUGACCUUGAGACAACAAACUGAUUUGAUUCAAGCUUUGUUGAAAACCAACAAGGAUACCGAUUCCCAUGCUGUUUCUAAACAAAUGGUCAAAUGGACUGGAUCUAUCAACUUAGAAUCUAUCGUUUUGGUUGAAGGUAAAGUUGCCAAGGUUGAAGAAAAGAUUAAAUCUGCCACUGUCCAAGAUGUCGAAAUCCACAUUUCUAAAAUCUACACCAUUCAAGAAACUCCUGAACAAUUACCAUUGUUGAUUGAAGAUGCUUCCAGAACUGAACAAGAAGCUGAAGAAUUAGGUUUACCAGGUGUUAACUUGGAUACCAGAUUAGAUGCCAGAGUUAUUGACUUGAGAACUCCAACUAACCAAGCCAUUUUCAAGAUUCAAUCCGGUGUUUGUCAAUUAUUUAGAGAAUUCUUAAUCAAGAAGAACUUUACUGAAAUCCACACUCCAAAGAUCAUUGCUGCUGCUUCCGAAGGUGGAUCUAACGUUUUCCAAAUUAACUACUUUAAAGGUUCUGCUUUCUUGGCCCAAUCUCCACAAUUGUACAAACAACAAUUAAUUGCUGCUGAUUUUGAAAAAGUUUUUGAAAUCGCCCCAGUUUUCAGAGCUGAAAACUCCAACACCCACCGUCACAUGACCGAAUUCACUGGUUUAGAUUUGGAAAUGGCAUUUGAACAACAUUACGACGAAGUAUUGGAAGUUUUGGAAGAAUUGUUUGUUUUCAUCUUUACUGAAUUGAAGACUAGAUUCAGCAAGGAAAUUGCUGCUGUCAGAAGACAAUUCCCAGUUGAAGAAUUCAAGAUUCCAAAGGAUGGUAAAAUGGUUAAAUUGCAUUUCAAAGAAGGUAUUGCCAUGUUGAGAGAAGCUGGUAAAGACGUUGAUGAUUUCGAAGAUUUGUCUACUGAAAAUGAAAAAUUGUUGGGUAAAUUGGUUCGUGAAAAAUACGAUACUGAUUUCUACAUUUUAGAUAAAUUCCCACUUGCUGUUAGACCAUUCUACACCAUGCCAGAUGCCGAAGAUCCAAGAUACUCCAACUCUUAUGAUUUCUUUAUGAGAGGUGAAGAAAUCUUGUCUGGUGCUCAACGUAUUCAUGACCCAGAAUUAUUAAAAGAAAGAAUCAGAGCCCAUGAAGUCAACCCAGAUGUUCCAGGUUUGAGUGAUUAUGUUGAUGCCUUCACUUACGGUUGUCCACCUCAUGCUGGUGGUGGUAUUGGUUUAGAAAGAGUUGUCAUGUUCUUCUUAGACUUGAAAAACAUCCGUCGUGCUUCCUUAUUCCCAAGAGAUCCAAAACGUUUAACUCCAUAG
Molecule: messenger RNA, 1737 nt
Organism: Candida tropicalis MYA-3404
Lineage: Eukaryota; Fungi; Ascomycota; Pichiomycetes; Serinales; Debaryomycetaceae
Gene: DPS1-1
Product: aspartate--tRNA ligase
Exons: 1
Coding region: 1-1737 (578 amino acids)
Biological process (GO): aspartyl-tRNA aminoacylation
Cellular component (GO): cytosol; aminoacyl-tRNA synthetase multienzyme complex; cytoplasm
Molecular function (GO): aspartate-tRNA ligase activity; RNA binding; ATP binding
Source: RefSeq, a predicted model, not a curated record